This is a messenger RNA of Dictyostelium discoideum AX4, 585 nucleotides long. RefSeq names its product ARF/SAR superfamily protein (gene sarB). Bases 1 to 585 code for a protein of 194 amino acids. The transcript is spliced from 4 exons. Gene Ontology annotation, biological process: intracellular protein transport. Gene Ontology annotation, cellular component: cytosol; Golgi cisterna membrane; endoplasmic reticulum membrane. The record is from RefSeq and is a predicted model, not a curated record. Lineage: Eukaryota; Evosea; Eumycetozoa; Dictyosteliales; Dictyosteliaceae. Gene Ontology annotation, molecular function: GTPase activity; GTP binding; G protein activity.
AUGUUUUUAGUCGAUUGGUUUUAUAAUAUGUUCCUUUGGUUAGGAUUUUUCAAAAAGGAAGCAAAAAUUGUUAUCAUUGGGCUUGGUAAUGCUGGAAAGACAACCUUAUUGCAUUUAUUAGUAACUGGAUCUCUUAAAUCUCAUAUCCCAACUUUGAGACCAAAUGCUGAAAGUUUUACUUAUGGUAAUGUAAAUUUCAAAGCAUAUGAUUUAGGUGGUCAACAAAAUUUAAGAUUCUUAUGGAAACAAUAUGUACCAGAUUCUAAAACCAUUAUAGUUUUUAUGGUAGAUUCAAGUGAUUACAAUUCAAUCAUUGAAUCAAAAUCUGAAAUUCAUGAUAUUUUAGGAGAUGAACAUUUGAGUCAAUCUCCAUUAUUAAUUUUAGGUUCAAAAUGUGAUGCUAAAGGACAUCAUAAUAGAGAGAAUUUAAUCGAUUUAUUAGAUAUUAGAAGAUUUGAAUUAGGCUUAAAUAAUUCAAAUAAUGUACCAUUUGACUUAAUAAUGACAUCAUCAAUCACUAGAUAUGGUAUUACUGAUAUGUUAAAUUGGUUAGAUAAAUGUACUGAUAUAAUUAAAAAUAACUAA